AAAAAGAGGGGGGAUAUUAUACGAGUACAACUCAAAGCGUCAAGUUCGCAUCAUUUUCAAGAACCUGCUUGAAAUCUUUUCACGUAAUUUUCGGUAGUUAAUUUGCAAGUUAGGUGAAUUAAUGAUAUAAUUUUACUGGGUGAAACAAUAAUGUCAAAUCCAAAUAUGAAUGUUGGUGGCGUUAAUAUUAAACUCGAAGGAAGUGAAUUGCAGUCUUAUUUGGAAACCUUUAACAAAGAAAUUGGCACAGCAGCAGGCCCUUCGUCUGUUGCUCCGUCAGAACCUGACACAAUUACAAUCAUCCAUGACGAAGAGGGUGAUUCUGGUGGGGAAGAAAUAGAGGAUGACGAAUCUGGAACAUAUUUCAUAGAUUCAUCCGGAAACUACUACUAUCAGGCCACAAAAGAAUCUGAACCAGUUUUGACAACACCACCAGAUUUCCUAACUGAAGACGACAACAAGGACAAGUCAAAACUAAAGGAACGACCAGGAAAUCAGGAUUAUGUGACGAUUAUGCCAUCAGAUGGGAAUUCAGAUGAGGUUAGCUAUGUACUGAUUAUGAAUGGACAGGAUGGAAAGAAUCAAGAGAGUGUAUCGGCAACUGGUGGAAGUGCCAAUGAAGAACAUUUCGAAGAGGAAGCUGAUUACGAGGGUGAAGAAGAUGGCAAUGUGUAUGACUUUGAGGAUGACACAGACAAAAUAAUAGGAUUAUCUGAUGCAGAAGAUGACAAGCAAAAAGUGAUGAAGAUUAUUUCAAAGAGUCAAAUGCAGACAGUGUCCCAUCUUUGCAAUUAUUGCAAUUACACCAGCACAAAGCGAUAUCUUUUAUCGCGUCAUAUGAAAUCACAUUCAGAUGAGCGCCCCCACAAAUGUUCAGUAUGUGAGAGAGGUUUUAAAACCGUGGCAUCUUUACAUAAUCACGUCAAUACUCACACUGGAACCAAGCCCCAUCACUGCAAGUUUUGCAUGAGUUCCUUCACGACGUCCGGAGAACUUGUGCGACAUGUACGCUAUCGUCAUACCCAUGAGAAGCCCCAUAAGUGCUCAGAAUGUGACUAUGCGAGUGUAGAAUUGAGCAAACUUAAACGUCACAUUCGUUGUCACACAGGUGAACGUCCAUAUCAGUGUCCCCACUGCACUUACGCGUCUCCAGAUACAUUUAAAUUGAAGCGACAUUUGCGUAUACACACAGGCGAAAAACCAUAUGAAUGUGAUGUGUGUAAUGCCAAGUUCACGCAGAGUAACUCUCUUAAAGCUCACAAACUUAUACAUAAUGUUGGGGAUAAGCCCGUGUUUCAGUGUGAACUAUGUCCCACAACCUGUGGCCGCAAAACUGAUCUGAGAAUUCAUAUACAGAAGUUACACACAUCCGAUAAGCCCCUCAAGUGUAAACGUUGUGAUGGAUUAUUCCCAGACAGGUACACUUAUAAGAUUCAUACGAAAACACAUGAAGGCGAGAAAUGCUACAAAUGCGAUUUAUGUCCAUAUGCAUCAAUUUCUGCACGUCAUCUCGAGUCUCAUAUGUUGAUCCACACCGAUCAGAAGCCUUUCCAAUGUGAUCAGUGUGAGCAAUCCUUUCGUCAAAAGCAGCUGCUCAAACGACAUAUCAAUCUUUACCACAAUCCAGAUUAUGUGCCGCCAGUACCCAAACCAAAAGGCCAUCAUUGCCCUCACUGCAAUCGCAGUUUCCGACACAAGGGCAAUCUUAUUCGCCACUUGGCUUUGCACGAUCCUGAGUCUUCUGUACAUGAAGAUGCUCAGGCACUAAAGGCCGGCCGCAAGAAGCGUUUGAUAUACCCGGAUGGUGGGUUCAAGAGUGAACAAAUGGAUACAGAUGAAGAGGAAGACCUUGAUGAAGAUGAGGAAAUGCAGGCAGAGGAGAUAAUUGAGGAGGAUGAAACAAAUGAGGAUCAUAAGGGGAAUUUGAUGGUUCAUGAGGAAGAUGAUAAUCAGUAUGUAGUUUUGGAAGUUAUUCAAAUCCCUGAGGAGGAUGAAGAAGAGCAAAAUUCCAGACUCAACGAGGAAUUCCUCUUAACUGAUCAUAUCGAAGAACAAGCUCUUGAGGACAUAGAUGGCAAAAAAAUACAAUUGAAAACAGAACCAGGAACUAAAGAUAUGAAGGAUUGCUUUGGAUUUGAUGAUGAGGAGGAUGAAAGUGAUGUUAGAGGUGCUAAUUCAUCACGAAAAGCGAAGAAAAUAAAUAUUACUUUAAAGAAUUAAAAAAAAACUACUCUUGGUUAAAAAGAAAAAAUGUAUUUCAUUAUUGAAUGUUUGCUUUUAACGUAUAAAUUAUUAUAUAAGUACAUUAGGGCUAUAGAAACCACAAUUAUAAAGAACUCAGAUUUUUCUUUACAAUAUUAAAAAUUAAUAAUAAUGAGCUAUCGUGCGUAGGGUAAGUGAGCCAAAUUUCGGCAUAGUUGUAUGCAAGCGUCAAAGUCUCACGUUUGAAAUGUAAUAUUUUAAAUUAAAAUUGAUUUUUUUUAAUUCUUUCUCCUUAAAGAGUGUUGUUGGGAACCUUGUAAAGAGUUUAUCGUCUCUAUUUACUCUAAUAUCAUUCUUAAUACAUUUUAAAAUGAAUAAAAAUAUAGACAUAGCUUUGGUGUCCUAUUUCGGCCACCUUCAUUCUCAUAGUUCCUUGCCUUUCGGGAAUUCUUCUAAUAUCUUUUUCACGUGAUCUCGUUUGUCGAAGCUACAUUUUUUGUUAUUCUUUUGCAUUGUAUAAUCUCUGGAGUACGUAAAAUCUAAAAGUCCAUGGAAAUUCAAAGAACAAAAAAGGUGGCCGAAAUUGCAAGCUGGCCGGAAUUUGGCACACUUACCCUACACACAUUAAAAAUAGAAAAUAAUCUAAAACCACUAGAUGUAAUAUAUAAGUUUUUUUUUUAAUAUUACAAAAUACUUAAAUGAUAAUUUGUUGGGACAUGUAGAUGGAUUACAUGUAGAACCAGUAGGACACAUUUAAAAUCAUAAGAAAGUUUUUGCAUUGUAUAUAUUGCUCUCAUUACUAAGUUCGAGCAAUAAAAUUUAAAUAGAAAAUAUACGAAAUAACUGUAUAAUAAUA
Molecule: messenger RNA, 3058 nt
Organism: Phlebotomus papatasi
Lineage: Eukaryota; Metazoa; Arthropoda; Insecta; Diptera; Psychodidae
Product: transcriptional repressor CTCF-like
Exons: 5
Coding region: 151-2220 (689 amino acids)
Biological process (GO): regulation of transcription by RNA polymerase II
Cellular component (GO): nucleus
Molecular function (GO): DNA-binding transcription activator activity, RNA polymerase II-specific; RNA polymerase II cis-regulatory region sequence-specific DNA binding
Source: RefSeq, a predicted model, not a curated record